Messenger RNA from Cladocopium goreaui, 5949 nucleotides. NCBI's taxonomy places the organism in Eukaryota, Dinophyceae, Suessiales, Symbiodiniaceae. The record is from the annotation of a GenBank genome assembly.
AUGAACGACGACGUGGGUUACGGUGCUCCUGACACCUUCGGUGGUCCCAUCCACACACCCACGCUGUCGAAGAUUGCCUCGCAUGGUGUGACCUACAACCGUUUCCACACCACGGCCAUCUGCUCCCCCACCAGGGCGUCCUUGAUGACGGGCCGCAACUCGCACCACGUGGGCGCGGGGCAGAUCACCGAGGCGGCGAGCGGCUUCCCGGGCUACACGGGGACCAUCCCCAAGUCCGCCGCCACCAUGGCGAAGGUCUUGUCAGAGUAUGGCUACGACACUGCAGCCUUUGGGAAGUGGCACAACACGCCCAUCGACAACCUCUUUAAAUCGGGGCCUUUUGAUCAAUAUCCCACAGAUUUGGGUUUCCGCUACUUCUAUGGCUUCAUCGCGGGCGAGACCUCCCAGUACGAGCCGCGGCUGUUCGAGAACACCAACCCCAUCGAGCCGCCCAGGACGCCCGAGGAGGGUUACCACCUCACAGAAGAUAUGGCCGAUCAGGCCAUCAAUUUCAUCCGCAGCAACCGCGCGUUGACUCCGGACCGUCCCUUCUUCAUCUAUUUCGCGCCGGGCGGAACUCAUGGGCCCCACCACGUGCACAAGACGCCUGGGCCACGCAAAAAGGGCACCGGUGGAAGGGAAUGGGCCGACAAGUACAAAGGCAAAUUCGACAUGGGUUGGGAGAAGCUCCGCAACAUCACCUACCAGAAACAGAAGGCCAUGGGUUGGAUCCCAACAAGCACGGAACUGCCGCCUAUCGAAGAGUUCAUGCAGAAGUGGGAGGAGAUUCCCGAGAACGAAAAGGCCUUCCAACUUCGUUUGAUGGAGGUCUAUGCGGGAUACCUGGAACAUACCGACACCCAGGACGGCAAAGUCAUCGAGGAGUUAGAACGACAAGGUUUGUUCAACAACACCUUGGUGGUCUACAUCCUGGGCGACAACGGCGCCUCGGCGGAAGGCUUCCACGGCACCAUCGACGAGUUGCUGACGGAGAACUCGCUGCCCAACACGGCGCAGCAGCAGAUCGAGGUGAUGGAUCGAGACUUCGGCGGUUUGGACGCCUUGGGCUCCAAGGUGGUCGAUAACAUGUACCACAGCAGCUGGGCUUGGGCUUUGGACUCACCUUUCAAGAGCACUAAGUUGGUUGCGGCCCACUUUGGUGGCACACGCACGCCCAUGGUCAUGUCCUGGCCAAAGGUCAUCAAACACGACCCGACGCCACGGUCGCAGUUCCACCACGUCAUUGAUGUGGCGCCCACGGUCUAUGAGGCCAUUGGGAUCAAGUUCCCACAGCACGUGGAGGGGGUGCAGCAGAUGCCCUUGGAUGGGGUGUCCAUGGUGUACACUUGGAACAACGCCACUGCUGAGGACCGUAAAAGUGCGCAGUACUUCGAAGUCAUGGGCAGUCGCGGCAUCUACAAAGAUGGCUGGUUCGCAAGCGUCCUAGGCCCACGUAUUCCAUGGGCAGCCACCAACGAGACACGCAUGAAGGAGUGGAACCCCGACACAGACGUUUGGGAACUCUAUGAUCUGAGCAAAGACUUCUCUCAAGCCAAGGACUUGGCAUCUCAGAUGCCUGAGAAGGUCGCCAAGAUGAAGGAGAUCUUCACGAUGGAAGCAACUCAAAACAAGGUGAUGCCCAUUGGUGCUGGCUUAUACACCAUCUACUACCAUCCGGAGGAAGGUCCACACUCACCUUUGACUGAGUGGAACCUCCAUGAGGGCAUGACACGAAUCGCGGAAUCCAAUGCACCUGGCUUUCACAGCAGGCAGAGUUCCCUAUCCACCAUUGAUGUGGACUUACCCGAGCUCGCCAGCGGUGUGGUCUUCUGCGUGGGCGGGACAGCUGCAGGUUUCUCGGUUUAUUUCGACAAGGGCUAUCUCUAUGCCGAGUAUAUGGCCACGCUGUUGUACCGCUACAUUGCCAAGUCCUCCCAGCCAGUGGCCGCCGGAAAACACAAGAUCCAGGUGCGGUUGAUCUAUCCCAAAAGCGAGUCGCUCUACCCACCGGCCGAUUUGACCCUCUUCGUGGACGGAGCCAAUGUGGGAUGGGUCAAGGUGGAGAAAUCCAUCCGCUUAGUCUUCGACGCCUCGGAGACCUUCGACGUGGGGAUGGACCUGGGCGCCCCCGUGUCGUUGAACUACGCUGACCGGGCGCCCUUCAAGUUCAACGGGAAGAUCGAUCUGCUGAAUGUGAAAUACAUCAAUGGUGUUGGGGCAAUGCACGGCGCUGUGUGGGGUGCGUGGCUUCGCGUGGUCCGCAGGCGGCAGUGGAGUGCUGCUCCGGCGUCCCUCCUCGCAGGCCUCAACCGUUUGCAACGGCGAGAUCUGGCGGAAGUGCUGUGGACCAGCUGUGCCGACGUCGAGGACCCCUUGGUCCAGGAGCUGUGCUUCGCGCUGCAGAACUUGCCCUGGACCCGGAACAAGGCGCGUCUCGACCUGCCGUCCUUCGCCCCGCCGGAUCCGCGCGCCGUGACGCUGCUGGCGCACGCGGCGGCGGGACCGAAGGGCGAGACUGGUGAGGAGGCCGAGGGCUGCAGCUUCUGCAUGAGCCUGGUGAAACAAGAGACCAAGUUGGAACAGGCGCUGCUGAGCUUGGGCGCAAAGCUCUUCAGCUGGUCUGCAGGUUUGGAGGCGAUUCAGCGGCAGGACUUGACUGCUGUUGUGCUGGACUGCUGUCGCCCGGCGAGUUUCUGCCCGGAGGUCCAGGCCUUCUGCGCUCACCUGGAGCGCCUGCGCUGGACGGAGCUCAGUGAGGAGAUCUCUGUGUCGCCGCAUUUGGCUUGGACUCAGGCACCUUCAGUGCCGCGACCUUCAAGCCGCCCCUCCGUUGGGACGUUGAAGCGGGCACUGCAACAGGACGUCUAUCUGGAAGAACAGAAAGCGCUAACUCAGCUUCGGAAGCUGCUGUCUUCGGGACAUGAGGAUGAAGGUCUGAAAGACCUCGAGAAGUUGUUGUCUGACAACCUCAGGGAAACAGAGAAGAGCCUAGAGGAUCCAGGGCAAGGUGAUCCGGAUCCGGAUCCGAAGGAUCCGAAGGAUCCGACUCCACGUUGGAAGCCGAGUCUCGAGAAAUGGCUUCUCCCAGCUGAGGAUCCGUCGGCAGCCGUGGCCGAAGUGGCCGAAGCCCUGGAGCUGCGCAGGCGUAAUGCGGUACCCGGCUGGUGCUACCCGGUGAGGUCGUCGGAAGCGGCGACCAGUCAGGAGCAGGUCGCCAUCAGUGGCACCAGGAUGUCGACCAGGACAUCGACAGAGACCGGGCCCCAGGAGGCGGUUGACGAGAAGCCUCCAGCGGACGAACCAACCACAGGCUCCGCAGAGGAGCCUCUGGCGGCUCCGAGUGAGACCUGCAAAGCAGCACAGGAGCAGGAUGGGAGCUCCAAUGUCCAAGAGGCAAUGGUAGAAGAGGUUUGGGGCAGCCCAGCGGUGCACUCGCGAGGAAACUCCGUGCAGAGCGAUGCACUGGGAACAAAGGUGCCCCGCGUCACGCGCGCGGCACCGGUGAAGGAGGUGAAGCCUCCCCGACGAAGCCAGGCGUCCAAGUCUUCCAGCAAAGCCGAGUCUCCUAGCCGCAGCCGCAGGUUGCGACUGGGUCAACGUGUGGACGCACAUGUGGAGGCGGCCAUGCAACGGGCCAAGGAGCAAUGGCGCCAGCAGCAGAUUGACGAAGAAGAACGACGGAAGCUGUCCUUCAUCCUCCGCCUCCAAGCGGCCUUGCGCGGCCGUGCCGCGCGCCGCCGCGUGGCAGAACACCGGAGAAGGUGCCUGGAAGCGGCGCCCGUGCUGCAGGUACUAUUGAGGAGUAAGAUGGCUCAACUGAAACUGCAAGGUGAGAAGAAAGCGUCUCUGAAGAUCCAAGCGUCGCGCCGAGGACAAGUGGAACGAAAAGAAGUGGAGAAGAAAAAGCAGGAGAUGAAUGCGGCUGCAACGAAGGUCCAAGCGAAUUUCCGCGGGAACAAGGACCGCGAGAAGGUUCGAAAGGAGAAGAGGGCAAGAGAAGAGGCGGCCACGAAGAUUCAAUCAAUCAAGCGUGGCAAAGAUGCACGCAAACAAGCAGACGUUGAGAAGCAAGAAAAGCUGAAAGCAAUCACCAAGAUGCAAGCCGUUUACAGAGGCAAAGUUGCCCGCAAGGACGUGAAACAGAUGAGAGAGCAACAAGAAGAGGCGGCCACAAAGAUCCAAGCAAUCAAACGUGGCAAAGAUGCGCGCAAACAAGCGGACCUUGAAAAGCAAGAGAAGCUGAAAGCAAUCACCAAGAUGCAAGCCGUUUACAGAGGCAAAGUUACCCGCAAGGACGUGAAAGAGAUGAGAGAGCAACAAGAAGAGGCGGCCACAAAGAUUCAAGCAAUCAAACGUGGCAAAGAUGCGCGCAAACAAGCGGACCUUGAAAAGCAAGAAAAGCUGAAAGCAAUCACCAAGAUGCAAGCCGUUUACAGAGGCAAAGUUACCCGCAAGGAAGUGAAAGAGAUGAAGGAGCAACAAGAAGAGGCGGCCACAAAGAUUCAAGCAAUCAAACGUGGCAAAGAUGCACGCAAACAAGCGGACCUUGAAAAGCAAGAAAAGCUGAAAGCAAUCACCAAGAUGCAAGCCGUUUACAGAGGCAAAGUUGCCCGCAAGGAAGUGAAAGAGAUGAAGGAGCAACAAGAAGAGGCGGCCACAAAGAUUCAAGCAAUCAAACGUGGCAAAGAUGCGCGCAAACAAGCGGACCUUGAAAAGCAAGAAAAGCUGAAAGCAAUCACCAAGAUGCAAGCCGUUUACAGAGGCAAAGUUGCCCGCAAGGACGUGAAAGAGAUGAGAGAGCAACAAGAAGAGGCGGCCACAAAGAUUCAAGCAAUCAAACGUGGCAAAGAUGCUCGCAAGCAAGCGGACCUUGAAAAGCAAGAAAAGCUGAAAGCAAUUACAAAGGUGCAAGCCGUUUACAGAGGCAAAGUUACCCGCAAGGAAGUGAAAGAGAUGAGAGAGCAACAAGAAGAGGCGGCCACAAAGAUUCAAGCAAUCAAACGUGGCAAAGAUGCACGCAAACAAGCGGACCUUGAAAAGCAAGAAAAGCUGAAAGCAAUCACCAAGAUGCAAGCCGUUUACAGAGGCAAAGUUACCCGCAAGGAAGUGAAAGAGAUGAGAGAGCAACAAGAAGAGGCGGCCACAAAGAUUCAAGCAAUCAAACGUGGCAAAGAUGCUCGCAAGCAAGCGGACCUUGAAAAGCAAGAAAAGCUGAAAGCAAUUACAAAGGUUCAAGCCGUUUACAGAGGCAAAGUUGCCCGCAAGGAAGUGAAAGAGAUGAAGGAGCAACAAGAAGAGGCGGCCACAAAGAUUCAAGCAAUCAAACGUGGCAAAGAUGCACGCAAACAAGCGGACCUUGAAAAGCAAGAAAAGCUGAAAGCAAUCACCAAGAUGCAAGCCGUUUACAGAGGCAAAGUUGCCCGCAAGGAAGUGAAAGAGAUGAGAGAGAAACAAGAUGGAGCAGCAAAAGUGAUUGCCGAUGGGGUCCAGCAAAGUCUUGUAGUUCAUGAACAGCAGGAGCAGGAAGAGGUCGCAAAGAAAAGAGAAGAGACCGAAGACUUGCAGAAGAAACUGCAGGAAGCCUCUGCAAUGCAGGCAGAAAUGGAGCAGCAGAAGCAGAAGAACGAAGAAUUGCAGAAGAAACUGCAAGAAACUGCUGCGCUGCAGGACCCAUGGGACACAUGUGCAGAAGAGGUCGCAAAGAAAAGAGAAGAGACCGAAGACUUGCAGAAGAAACUGCAGGAAGCCUCUGCAAUGCAGGCAGAAAUGGAGCAGCAGAAGCAGAAGAACGAAGAAUUGCAGAAGAAGCUGCAAGAAACUGCUGCACUGCAGGACCCAUGGGACACAUGUGCAGUGUCAUGUGCAGGGGUCUCUUUGAAUGUCCCACUUGUCAGCCGCUUUCUUCGGAUGCGUAUCUUGAGACACGAUGUCUCCUUUUUGCAAGAAUAG